Molecule: messenger RNA, 1398 nt
Organism: Alternaria ventricosa
Lineage: Eukaryota; Fungi; Ascomycota; Dothideomycetes; Pleosporales; Pleosporaceae
Exons: 2
Coding region: 1-1398 (465 amino acids)
Biological process (GO): carbohydrate metabolic process
Source: RefSeq, a predicted model, not a curated record
AUGGGCGACUCGCCUUCCGUACAAGGUCUCCAGAAAGCCAUUCCACUCACCGUAUCCUACGACUCACAUUACAGUAACUUCACAUUCGCCGCUGGACCUGUGCGAGUAGAGGCGCGAUUCUUUUCUCCUGUUCUACCAAAAGAUCUCUGCAAGAGCAGUAUUCCGCUCAGCUACCUGCAAGUCGAGUGGGUCGCCACCGAUGAGCUUUCGCAUGAUGUACAGCUCUACUCAGACAUCGAUUCUAUCUGGCUUGCAGGCGGCAACGUUUCAUUCGACUGGACCAUGAACUGCCCUGGUGAGUCUUUCGGCGAAACUCAAUGCCCGUCCAAGGGAAUGGAGACACCCGACACAUUGUUUCAUUGGGAAGCACUAAUUAUAGAUGAGCUUUCAUGGUCCGAUCGUGGCCGUAAACAGGAACCGUACUGGGGCAGCCUACACUACGUCUCUUCUCCCGGUAUGAGCACCGAAUUCGAUACUGCAAACGGUCUGGCGACUACUAUACGAAGGCAGUUCGUCAAGAACGGCAGAGUGCAUCAAUCUCUCGACCGGGAUCAGUCUCAGGUACCUCCAUUUGAUCGAAUGCCAGUGUUCGGUUUCUUGCAUGGCUUCGCGUCUAGCCAAUCCGGGUCGGUGCUAUACACUGUCGGAACAACUCAAGAGCCUGCUGUGAACUACCGCACUGCUAGCGGGGACAUUGAGCUCCGACCAUGGUGGCUUACGAGCAGCUGCUAUUAUAAUACCAACAACAUGAUCCGCAGGCAUUACAAAGACUAUGCAGCUACCGCAAAAGAAGCCAAGCUUUGGACCAUGAAGCUGCGGAAUGACGUAGCUUUUUACUAUGCUGAGGACAAAGUGACCAAUACACAUGCAGAAGUAUCUUCGCUAUCUGAAGAGGAGUCGUACUACGCCAUUGUUGCGCUUUCCGCCCGCCAGAUCCUGGCCGCAAACGUCAUCACAGAAUCUGCAGACAACACUACAGGUCCAACUAUCUUUCAGAAAGAGAUCUCAUCAGACGGCAAAGUGAACACAGCCGACGUCAUAUACCCUGCCUUACCCUUCUGGCUCUAUGCAAACCCGGAGCUUCUUCGCUUGCUGCUCAAGCCCGUCUUUGAGUUCCAAGAGUCUGGACUCUAUCAUGAGCAAUAUGCCAUGCACGACAUCGGAAGAUUCUACCCAAACGCCAUAGGCUACUACAGCUCCACCGUUCCCGAUGAAGAAGGAGAAGAAGCGAUGCCCGUUGAAGAGAGCGCGAACAUGGUUAUUCUGGCUGCUUCGUAUUACUUAGCCACCAACGACACAGCAUUCCUUGUGAGCCACUACGAUAUCCUCAAGCGAUGGUCGCAAUACCUCAUAGACAACUGUCUAUACCCUGAGCAUCAGACCACGACAGGCAAGUAA